Molecule: messenger RNA, 894 nt
Organism: Vicia villosa (hairy vetch)
Lineage: Eukaryota; Viridiplantae; Streptophyta; Magnoliopsida; Fabales; Fabaceae
Exons: 1
Coding region: 1-894 (297 amino acids)
Source: RefSeq, a predicted model, not a curated record
AUGGGGUUUCAUGAAAGAUGGAUGAGCUGGAUGUCAGAGUGCCUUCAAACAAACUCGCUUUCAGUACUAGUAAAUGGGAGCCCGUCAAAGGAAUUCCAAAUGGGCCAAGGCCUAAGACAAGGAGAUUCGUUGUCUCUGUUUCACUUUCUACUAGCAGCAGAAGGUUUUAACUUUUUGAUGAAGAAAUAUUUGAAUUCUGGAGAUUUCAUAGGAUAUAGGUUUGAGGGGGAGGGAAACGAAUGCUUUUCACACCUCCAGUACGCCGAUGACACCUUAAUCAUUGGUAGAAAAGGUUGGGAGAACAUUCACUGCAUGAAGGCGAUUCUUUUGUUAUUUAAGCUCAUGUCAGGAUUGAAGGUGAAUUUCCAUAUAAGCUCUUUGAUUGGGAUUAACAUCCCUCCAACCUGGUUAGAAGAGGCGGCCAAUAUUUUAAGAUGCAGGGUUGGUUCCACUCCAUUUAAAUAUCUCGGACUUUUGAUUGGAGCAAACCCGAGGCGUUUAGAGACUUGGCAACCAGUGAUAGAUUCGGUGCGUAAAAGGCUGUCGAUAUGGAAACACAAUCAAAUGUCCAUCGGAGGUCGUGUGGUUAUAAUCAAAUUAGUCUUAUCUGCUAUCCCGAUCUACUAUCUCUCUUUCUUCAAGGCUCCCACAGGUAUCAUCUCGAAACUUGAAUCUCUAUUUAAACAAUUUUUAUGGGGUGAGAAUGAGGAUGAGAGAAAAGUAAAUUGGGUUAAUUGGGAUAAGGUGUGCAAACCCUUAGAAGAAGGGGGUUUGGGUUUUAAAAAUUUGAGAGCCUUUAACGAUGCUCUAUUGGGGAAGUGGGGCUGGAAGAUCAUGUGCGAAAGAGGAGGCCUUGGUUCAAAGCUCUGUGUAAUAGGUAUGGAGAGAGAAUAG